UCCAGAUGUGAUCCAUCAGUGACAUCUCUAUUUUCCACAGUUCACCCCUAGUCCGUUGUUGAGUUGGGUUGGGUCCAAUCACGACUGCGCUGCAUCAAUCUCGCCUUUCUUCUCCUUCUUUGAUAGUCUGUCAUUGCUUUUCGCCUUUACCUUCAAUAUAGGAUUUGUAGAUAUUAGCCGUUCCAGUUCUAAUCGUCCCACAACAAUAUCCUGAACUCGGGUCCCUUUGUUCUACAACCUAUCUCUCUGGCCUCGCACAUCUUCUCUCGUGGCCGCCAACAUGGUCCCCUUACCGUUGGUAGCACUGCUAUCCGUAACAGCACUUAUCCUCCCAACAAAUGCUGCACCAACCCGAACACAUUGUCGCUGCUUUGUAGUCGACGCUAACAAGCCAUGGUCUCCAUCAGCAAUUCUACACGACACAUCAAGACAAUUGGAUACCUGCGCUCACAUGGGGCCUGAAAUUGAGUACUUCCGAAUUUCUGAACCCGAGAUCUAUCAAACCUACUACCAGCACAUUGUCCACGAGCAGUCGACAGCAACUCCUACCGAAGACGAUCUGAGACCGCUAACAACGACUGUUCUGAUGGAGUUGGCUAGAAAGGAUUUGUUCGAGCACCAGCUGCACCUGGACACACCUCUUCCCAGUGCCCCAACUGAACGCCCAAGAGAACGGAUUAUUUGUCGAUCUGAACCAGAACCCAUCUCGGAGUAUCACGACUCUGAACUUACACUCUUUGCUCUGGGAGUCAUUGUAGUCUUGGCCAUUCUUGCAUGUGUUGCAGAAUGCAUUAAUCUCUUGAUGGGAUGGGCGGAGCAGCGAGAACUUCUUCGAAGAAGUCCCGUACGACUAGCGGGCGACGAGAAGAAGCUUCGUGCAUACUCGUCGUCUGAGCGGAGCCCCGAGUGGAGAUGCCCUUCCCCAGAGACGCGAGUCUAUACCGCCUAUCUGAUUGACACUGCAGAUGAGGACGACGAUGAGAUCAACAGACCCGUCAUGUAGAUGGAGGACAUGAUCCCUUAUUUCCUAUUCUCAUGUGCAUAUUGUUCUUGCUGCAUUUUAGCCAUGACAACGAUUUUCCAAUUGUAAUAUAACGAAAGCAUAUUUAGGUCCGUUUAGAGACGGACAGUCUGGCGUCACACUCCGCGGAAAUGGUAGGAACAAUGGCUUGGAUAUAUUAUACCGAAUUGGAUGUACUUGGAUCCAAAAUCAAGGUUCUCGCUCGGUUAACUGGUCAAAAAGCAAGGUGGCUUACCCUUAGGAGCAAUACACACCCCGAAACUCGGAAUUAGGGGCUUACGCAUGCCACUGUUGUUGGAUAUGUAUCUCCG
Molecule: messenger RNA, 1332 nt
Organism: Lindgomyces ingoldianus
Lineage: Eukaryota; Fungi; Ascomycota; Dothideomycetes; Pleosporales; Lindgomycetaceae
Exons: 3
Coding region: 281-1003 (240 amino acids)
Source: RefSeq, a predicted model, not a curated record